AUUUCCCAGUGACUGGGGAUGGGAAAAACUUGUAAGACCCAGUCCAGGCCACAGGGGCAACAGGGAAAAGAUCCAGGGCAGAGACAGGAUGAAUCAGCUCAUUGGAACAGAGGGGUUGGAAAAAUCAAAGAAACUGCUCAGCUCACAGUCCCCACUGGAGAGACACCCAAUAUGUUUGGUGACUCUGGGAAAAGCAUACCUAGGAGUUCAGCCCAUAUUACUCAGCAGACAAUCCACAUGGGGAAAAAACCCUAUAGAUGUGCAGAGUGUGGGAAAAGCUUCUCUCAGAGUACUACGCUCAUUAACCAUCAGAGAAUCCACACAGGAGAAACACCCUAUACAUGUUUGAUCUGUGGGAAAAGCUUCCGAUACAGCUCAGUCCUUGCUACACAUCAGAGAAAACACACUGGAGAGAAACCUUAUAAAUGUCCUGAGAGUCAAAAAACAUUCAGUGGCAGUGGAAACUUUAACAGGCAUCAGAAGAUGCACACGGGAGAGAAGCCCUUCAAAUGCACCGAGUGCGGGAAAAGCUUCAGGGAGGGCUACCACCUUGUUUCACAUCAGAGAAUGCACACGGGAGAGAGACCCUAUGGAUGCCCUGACUGUGGGAAACACUUCUCUGACACUGCUGGGGUCAUUAUCCAUCAGAGAAUCCACACAGGAGAGAAGCCCUAUAUGUGCCCCAAGUGUGGGAUCAGCUUUGUUCAGCCCUCACAACUUGUUAGACACCAGAGAAUCCACACCGGAGAAAAGCCCUAUAAAUGCCUGACCUGUGGGAAAAGCUUCAGUGAUAAAUCACUUUUAAAUCAACACCAGAGAAUCCACACAGGAGAAAAACCUUAUACAUGUACGACUUGUGGGAAAAGCUUCCGAUACAGUUCAGCUUUUACUACACAUCAGAGAAAACACACUGGAGAGAAACCUUAUAAAUGCCCUGAGUGUGGGAAGAGCUUCAGUAGCAUCACAACCUUUAAUGGUCAUCGGAAGAUACACACAGGAGAGAAGCCCUUCAAAUGCUGUGAUUGUGGGAAAAGCUUCAGGAGGCGCCCAGACCUUAAUGUACAUCAGAGAACACACACAGGAGAGAAACCCUAUAAAUGCCUGACCUGUGGGAAAACAUACCGAUGUAGCUCACACCUUUCUAAGCAUCAAAGAAGCCACACAGGCAAGAAAUCCUUGAAGUGCCCUGACUAGGGAAGGGAGAAAUGAAUAACAUCUCUGCCAAUUCCUGUGAAUCUCAGAGUGUCAGGCCAGGCUGGAGUGAUUGUGUAAUGGGGAUUAUGCAAUGGUUCUAAGGCAGAGAAUAAAACCACAUUCUGGGGACAGAGCUGUGUAGAACAAGAGGCUGGGAUAAGGUUCCCACAUUGGGAUGAGAUUGGUUUAUGAUUUUUCAAGAAGCUUUGAACAGCUUCUGAUCAAUGCCUACAUUUAAGUUAAUUCCCCACAAUUUGUCAGUUCAGGCCAUAGUCAAGGAGCAUGUUGGAUUCAUCGUUGACACUAAGCUGUCACAUAGUAGCAUCUGCAAGUAAUGUUCUCUAUCAUCUCCCCUUGGCUAGGAGAUGCUGUUCCCUGCAGGCAGACAAAAAUCCUGCCUCAGUUACUUACAGCUUUGUCACCCCUCAGCAGGGCUGCAGCAAUGUGAUCUGCCUGGCCAUGAAACCAUCAGUGCCAAGGGAGCUUCAGCUAGUACAGAACGCUGCAGUGCAUCUUCUCUGCAACGCAAACUCCUGUGAGCAUACGCCUGUCCUCCACUCCCUACAUGGCCUGUCCCAGAAUAUCAAAUUAUGUUCAAGAUCUUGGUCCUUAUCUUCAAGGUGCUCCAUGGCCUGGGCCCGGGUUAUUUAAAACACUUCCUAAAGCUCUGUGAAGAAGACCAUAGACAGCAACUUUGCAACUCUGGCACAUUGAAACUGGCCACAAUAAGGGUAAAGUUUAUUUGGGCAGAGACAAAACUGCCGACUGAGACAUUGGAAUGAACUCUCCCAGGAGCUAAAGACCAUUACCAACCUGACCACCUUCUGCUCCAGAUGUCCCUUUCUGCAGAACUGCUGCUUAGCCAGUCGGUCCCCAGCCUGUAGCGAUACAUGGGAUUCUUCCGUCGAACUGGAUGGCUCCAUUUAACUAGAAGUAGUUGUGAAUGGUUUUGUUUUCCUGUAAGUCUUCCUGCGGAUGUGUGAGCUAGCCCAUAAAGUAUGGAGCCUGGGGUCUCACAGGGACAUGUGACCAUGUCACCUGAUACUGGAAUCCAUCUUAAACCAGGUACUUUCCCAUAAGGAACUGGGAGGGUCAAGCUGAAGUAAAGGACACCUGCCUUUUGCCAAAUCUAUAGAAGGGGAUGAAACAGGACAGAAACUGCGGCCAGUCAUGAGGAAGGCCCUACUUACCAUCCAGGAUGUCUGCUGGAACUAACAUACAGUAAACGGGGGAAGGAUUGGGCCUGGACUAGAAAUGUGUCUAGUCUGUGAAAAAAGCUUAUUGGAACAUCUGAGGGUCUUACAGCUUACCAAAGGCCUGAGCUAUUCCUUCAUGGUGCAGCAAGGCCUGGUGGAUCGCCCUGGCAAGGUCCUCAGUAUUCAAGUGGAGUGAUCUGGCCAGGUACAGCAGUGACAAGCCAGACAGGCUGAUGGCUCAUUAGCAAAGACAAAGGACUGUGAAAGGGCUUAGUCCUGUGGACACUCCAGACAGCUUGCGAGUAAUGGCUGCCACAGCCCUGCAGAGACCUGGGUCCGAGACACCUGGCACUGGGUUUCCCCCCCUUUCGAAUGCCAGUGUUUUUCCACGGGAUGACAAAGGGUUCCCACCAUACACAAGAGCGAUAUAAGGCAGGGGAGUGUCGGCAUCGUGGUUCUCCUCUGCCUUCCCACCCAAAGAGACACUCAAAAGCAUCUGGAAGCAAGAACUGAACUGGAGGGAGAAGGGUUGAGCUCAGGCUGGAAGGGCGUCUAGCCUAACAAGCAGAACUAACCUUGUCAGAAAGAAGAAUGAAAGUAAUAGAAGAGUAAAGCCCGCGCUACAAAAGAGAAAGAAAACCAGAACUUACUACCAUAUCAUUACCAUUCAUAGCACAGAGUACAGUGAUAACGUACAUAUGCUACCCCUGAUGGAAUUCUGGGCCAAACAAAAUGAAAAUUCAGUGCACAAUAUUGUAAAAUUCUGCAUAUUUCAUUUGUCAAAGCAACACAGUAGAAUCACACCAUUUUCAGUUAUUUUGGUAAUUUAUUUCAAAAUAGCUGUCAACAAUACAGGAUGUGAUGAACUGGGGUUUUGUGCUGUUGCAUGUGAGUCUUACUGUCCUAUACUAACACUGGGUGUACCUCAGUUUCCCUGGGUACUGCACCAGUGCCUAGAUGGUGAUAGGAAUUGGGUAUGUGACUUUUACUGAGGCUCUAGGACAGGUCAGGCUGCCCAUCUGCCUACACAUAAACAAUGACCGAUGCCCUUUGUAACCUGAGUCCCAAGAGAGGGGUGCAACCAGGUCACUCUUUGCCCGGGAAGCAGACAAAUAGUGGGGAACGAGCAACAGGCAGGUCGGAGGCCCAGUAGCUGGAGGCUGGUCAGUCUGCAUUGGGGACUGGUGGGAUCCAGGGCAUCUGGCCUGGGAAUUCCCUGAGAUGCGUUAGGCUAAAGCCGGGGUUGGCAACCUUUCAGCAGUGGUGUGCCGAGUCUUCAUUUACACACUCUAAUUUAAGGCUUCGCGUGCCGGUCAUACAUUUUAAUGUUUUUAGGUCUCUCUAUCAGUCUAUAAUAUAUAAUCAAACUACUAUUAUGUAAAGUAAACAAGGUUUUCAAAAUGUUUCAGAAGCUUUAUUUAAAAUUAAAUUAAAAUUCAGAUCUUAUCAGUU
This is a messenger RNA of Gopherus flavomarginatus (Mexican gopher tortoise), 3842 nucleotides long. RefSeq names its product zinc finger protein 239-like. Bases 19 to 1194 code for a protein of 391 amino acids. Gene Ontology annotation, biological process: regulation of transcription by RNA polymerase II. Gene Ontology annotation, molecular function: DNA-binding transcription activator activity, RNA polymerase II-specific; RNA polymerase II cis-regulatory region sequence-specific DNA binding. The record is from RefSeq and is a predicted model, not a curated record. Lineage: Eukaryota; Metazoa; Chordata; Testudines; Testudinidae. Gene Ontology annotation, cellular component: nucleus. The transcript is spliced from 6 exons.